AUGUAUAGUUACCACCAGUCAGAAUCAGCCACAGAAUUAAAAGUUAAGAGAAAACAUCACAGUUUCAAAGAUCCAUAUGAGAAUAGACAAUAUGAAGGUCCAGACAUACCACCAUAUGGUGGUACGGAUGCCGAAUCAUCCACAAACGAAGUUACUUCACAUAUGCUGACAUAUUCCGGACCUUUGUCUUCUCGACCCGUCAAUUGCGAGCGAAAGCCAAGUGCACUGGCAUUUAAUGGGAAUGACUGUCUCAGACAACCCGGUGAAAGUGGUGAUACCAAGAAUGUUGAAGAAAAUCACCUCUCUAAUUCAAAUAGAGGAAAACUAGCACAACAUACCAAAUUCUUCACCAGACAGGAAGAGAAUGAUGAUUCCAAGCAAUCGAAAAAGAACGAAACACCUAACUUGGACCAAUCAAACGACAGUUCAGCGAAUGUGGAUCUGAUAGAAACCAAUCGUCUAAAGAGUUAUGUACACCUGAAAUCUGAAACAAACCAAAAGGUUUCUCAUCACUCAAUUCCAUCACUACAACCAGAAGACAACGAUUCUUUUUACCAGGUACAAUCAAAAGGCAAUAGUCAAAGAAAUCGCAGCCGAAGAAGAAAGUCAAACAACCACGAAGCAACCAAGAAUAAUCAAAAGGCUUUUCAUCAUGUAAUUUCUAAAACUUCGUCACACCAACAAGCCAUUUGUCAUUCCAAAACAGAACGUAACGAGUCAUCAUGUCAGGACCAAUCAAAAAGCAAUUCAUUGAACCCAGAUCGUAAUUUAACCUACCCUAAAGGAACCAAAAUUAAUCCACCAAUAAUCCAAGACAAAUCAAUCCCGAGCAAAGUGCAUCUACCAAAUCAUUUUCAAAAGAUUGUAACCUGUCCGAAGUCAAAACCAAGUCGCAACUUUUAUGUUCUGCUGCUGAGAGGCGAAUUGUCAAUAUCUUUUGUUGCCCUUUUGGAUAUAAUUUUAGGCCCUGAUAGUAAACACAAUUUACUAUCUAUUGACGUAGAACCGAUCUUGGACCUUGAAAGCACGACCAUAAACUUUUCCGACGUCCAGAAAGCUGAACAGGCUUUAAAGCAACUUCGUGAGUUCAACUGUCAAAAUCUGCUUUGUACUUGGACUCCUGUGGAUAAGCGUAUAGAAAUUUUGAAGACAUAUUUUAACGACUUUGAAUUGCAUUCUUCUGACAUUUUGAAAACUCACGAUGAAAAAAUUCAAGCCAUCCGAAAACAAUUGGAAAGUUGUGCCUUUGAUGAAAAGGAAGCCUUAAAGAUGCGGAAAGAGGAGCUAAUACUACAGCUUAGAGAGUUGACAAGUUUUUCAGAAACGGUUCGGGAAUCUCUUCGCCGUUCCAUUCUAUUGGAGGAUGAACAAUCGCCACCUGAUGCGGCGAUCCAAACAGCGAUUGAGACUCUGGAAGAACUCGGAAGCAUCAAGGAUGAUAGGAUUACAGACAUUGGGAAAUGGUUGGUGAAGAUUCCCCUCGAGCCGCGAUUUGGUUGUAUGAUUAAAAAGGGGUUUGAAAUGGGGUUCGCCUAUGAAACCAUCGUAUUUACUGCUUUAUGUAGUUCCUCAGGAUCUAUAUUCUAUCGAGGAGGCAAUGAUCAGCAGAAGAAACGAAGCGAUUUGAAGAAGCUGACAUUUUGUGACACUAAGGGUGAUGCUUUUACUUAUUUGAAAAUCUACAAGGAAUGGGAGCAAGUGACAGAAAAACGGAAGAAUAAAUGGUGCUUUGAUAAUGCCCUUAAUUCCAAAACACUUCGCGGAGCCAGAGAAUUGGUGAACGAGAUAUGUUCUAUUUUUAAACAUAACUGGUCCAUUCUCGUCAAGAAAACUUUUUCUACCAAAGUGGAACUUGAAGAAGCUCUCCAGAACAUUAUCCUGUUUGCCUUUUACGAGAAUAUUGCCCAUUCUUUAGGCCACAAUAGGAUGGGUUAUUACAUUCCUAACCUACGACAGAGAGUCUUUGUCCAUCCAUCGUCUGCCCUGAACUCUUUAAACGAUUCGAGUCAAUGGUUGGUGUUUAUAAACAUUCUGAAAACUUCAAGAGAUUAUAUAACCGUUGUGACGCCCGUGGAGGAGUCAUGGAUUCGGAAGAUUACCUCUUUAAAGACCAAACAAUUUGAUAUCGACGAAGCUAAGAAAAAAUCAGUGUGCUCAGUUCGUAAUCAAUUUUUCGGUUCCACAACAUAUUCAUUCUUUGUUGGUCCUGCUUACACGAAGCUAAAGGCUUAUGGAGAUUUACUAUACGAAUCGGUACAAGUCCCUGUGGUCUUAGAAGCUGAUCGAAAAACUGGGGAAGUCAAAUUCAUCUGCGCCUUUAAUGCAACGAUACCAGAUGAUCUGAUAGACGACUGGGUUACCGAGGCUAAAAGUCACGUGAUACAAAGGACUGCUGAAUAUAAAGUAGGCCCGAACAACCAGGCUGGUGGAGUUCGAAUCGUUCUUGGUUUAGGUGGUGAAGGUCAGCUGAUUCUGAUGCCUGACGAAUACCGGAAUAUCCACAUCAAAUCGUCAGGUAAAGAGACCAGUAAGGAGACGGUGGUGGACAAGUUUAAAAGAUUUGGACAGAUUGUAGACUGUUGGGAGGAUAAACGAUCUUACUAUAGAUGGGGUCGAGUAACGUUUUCUACACCAGAAGCUGCUGCGGAAGCCGCGAUGUCGGUGAAGUCACUUCGCGAAGUUAGGAUACUGGGGAAAUCAUGCAGUAUCUCGUUGGGUAAGAAACAGCACAGACCCGUGCUUUUUCACAAGGUGCCAAAAACGGUAACAGAACAGGACAUCCGUAAUUGCUUGCCAAACGAUUCCCAAAGGAGAGCUAUAACUAAGAUCAGCAUCAUAAGAGAGAAAACCUUUACGAAUCCAAACGAAAUCCCAUACUUCCAACAACAGAUACACGACCAGUUUCAAGAAUUCGACCAUGAUAUGAAAUUUGUUGUGGAUGUCAUGAAGCCGUAUGAUAGUAACAACAACUUUAGAGCAUUCAUAAAGUUCAACGAUGCUUCUCAAGGCACAAUGGCGUGUGAUGCUCUACGAGGAAGAUUAAUAAUCAAUGGUCAAAAAGCAAAUCUAACACCAAAACUAUCGUCGUCUCUCUCAGUACCGGAACAAGUCUACCAAUUACUUGAAGACGAAAUUGAAGAUUUUACAGCCGAAUUAAGAGAAAAUGGCACCGAGUUCAAGCUAGACAGUAAGAAAUUGAACAACGAAAGACGAGUUUUUAACAUAUCAGCUUCGAAUUCGCAUGACCUCGUGCAGAUUCGAUAUGGAUUGGCGGCCAUUGUACAAGGGGAGGUAAUGGAAUAUUGGAGCAACGAGAACAACCGGUAUUUAUUUCUGAAAUCCGGUCGCGAAUUCCUCCGUAGUUUGGAGAAGAGGACCAUUACCAUUCUUCAAGUGGACAACACGCUGCUCAGUCUGAGAGUUUUUGGAUUGGAAGAUAACAUAUUAAUGGCACAGAACGCAAUUGAUCAAUAUCUAGGAAACAUGGUUGAAGGCGAUGGGCGUCGGGAAAUCAAACUGGAUGGCGAGUCUCAACCAAAAGGCUUGAUGAAAACCCUAGUCAUUCGUUAUGAUUUAGAACUGGAAGGUUUUGUACAAGCGUCUGGACUGCAGUCAGCAUUGUUGAACCACCAUAAUCAAACGCUGAAGAUAUCUGGUGAUUCAGCAAGUAUAGAAAAAGCGACCGGAUUGAUCGAGUCAUUGGCUACUGAAUUGAGGAAUAAAAUCACGAAGACGAAAAGUGUGGAGUUGCCAGAUUGUUGCUCUUGUCUAUGUCCGGUACAAAGUAUGGACUAUAUAUACCGACUAGAAGCAUGUGGCCACGCGUAUUGUCUGGAUUGCAUCAAGCGGCAGAUAACUGUGGCUGUUCAAAGUAAAGAGUUACCGGUCUUGUGUGUAAAUUGUCAAGACCCACUUGUUUGGUCAGAUUUUGAAUUUUGCUUCAAACGACUACAAAUUAACCCUUUAGACUUGGUGAGAACAGCUGUGUCAGUGUACAUGAUUAGAAACAAAGAUGGCUACCGACAUUGCCUAACCCCUGACUGUGCAAUGGUUUAUCGUAUUACUAAGAAGUCGGAUGUCUUCAACUGUAACGAAUGCGGCUUGAGAAUCUGUACGUCCUGUCAUGUUGAAUACCAUGAUGGUUUGACAUGUGCUAUGCUGAAGAGUUCUAGUGACGUUGACUCAGACAUGGAGAAAUAUUUGAGAGAAAAUGCAACAAGGUUUGAAUUAACUAUAUUGAAUAUGUUUGAAUUAACUAUAUUGAAAAUGUUUGAAUUAACUAUAUUGGAUAUGUUUGAAUUAACUAUAUUGAAUAUGUUUGAAUUAACUAUAUUAGAUUUGUUUGAAUUAACUAUAUUGAAUAUGUUUGAAUUAACUAUAUUGAAAAUGUUUGAAUUAACUAUAUUGAAUAUGUUUGAAUUAACUAUAUUGGAUAUGUUUGAAUUAACUAUAUUGAAUAUGUUUGAAUUAACUAUAUUAGAUUUGUUUGAAUUAACUAUAUUGAAUAUGUUUGAAUUAACUAUAUUGAAUAUGUUUGAAUUAACUAUAUUGAAUAUGUUUGAAUUAACUAUAUUGAAUAUGUUUAAAUUAACUAUAUUGAAUAUGUUUGAAUUAACUAUAUUGAAUAUGUUUGAAUUAACUAUAAUGAAUAUGUUUGAAUUAACUAUAUUGAAUAUGUUUAAAUGA
Lottia gigantea (owl limpet) is the source of this 4686-nucleotide messenger RNA. RefSeq lists its product as hypothetical. The transcript has 4 exons. NCBI's taxonomy places the organism in Eukaryota, Metazoa, Mollusca, Gastropoda, Lottiidae. Gene Ontology annotation, molecular function: zinc ion binding; RNA binding. Gene Ontology annotation, cellular component: catalytic step 2 spliceosome; intracellular anatomical structure. The coding region runs from base 1 to 4686 and encodes 1561 amino acids. Gene Ontology annotation, biological process: spliceosomal complex disassembly. The record is from RefSeq and is a predicted model, not a curated record.